Molecule: messenger RNA, 4611 nt
Organism: Aedes aegypti (yellow fever mosquito)
Lineage: Eukaryota; Metazoa; Arthropoda; Insecta; Diptera; Culicidae
Gene: dpr18
Exons: 8
Coding region: 1645-3057 (470 amino acids)
Biological process (GO): synapse organization
Cellular component (GO): neuron projection membrane
Source: RefSeq, a predicted model, not a curated record
UACGUUUAGUUGAUUUCGGUACGUCCUUGCAGUUAGACUGUUCGAGAUGAAGCUCUAAUGAAAGCAACAUUGAAUGUUCUAAUCGUGAAAAAACAAGGCAUUCAAGAUCGCAUACGAUAGAGUCGUUAGCCAUACGUAGGGGCAGUACUUUCGAAUGCGGUUUCAGCUGUGUACCUCCUGUUCCCACGCAGUUAAACCAACGGUGUGUGAUUAGUGGCCCCAACUGCUGAAUGCUUUUACGAGCUCAACGAAAUGAGGCUUCACACAACACGUGGCGUUCUCUUGGCCGUUAUCGUUACUUGUGCCGUUUGGAUACACCGGAAUGAAAUUGGAUUAUUGAAUUAAAACACAACUUUCUCGUGUUCCCAGCCGUCCGUGGAACGAUUCGAGUGGAUAAUGGAAGAUACGGUCUCUACCAAGGUACAACUUGUAUCUGGCUUCAUAAAUGAGACUGGGCAGAAAGAGUGAUUCUAUUGUUGGUGCACCGUGCGGAGGUGGAAGCCCAAAUGAAUUUAUAUGUGCUAUUCGCGCACGAGUGCUAAUUGUCAUAAACGCAAACUGGUGAUUUAGCAUGUGAGAGCAGUUCGCCGUGGUGAGUUUGGUAUGAGGGGGAUCCGUGAAAUGAUGUUAGGCAGCCAGUAACGGCGGCUAUAACAGCGAAACGGUUAUUCGAGUGAUUCGAGGUUGGAGGCAACUAGAAGUGCAACCGCGAGAUAUGUUACUACAGUCUGCCAUCCUUGUGAAGAGACUGACGUGUUAACGAGGAUAUGGAAUGGAAGCACUUGGCACAUACUAAUGCCUAUAUCUACGGUCGGUGACGUUAAUGAAUUUAUCACUAACGAUGUAUGAAAUAAAAACGUGUGAAAUGUGUGGUGAAGAACAGCGCAUUAUCGGUAGAGGAACAUCGGAAGCGAGCUAAGCACGAGUACUAAAGUGGCAUAUUAGCAAUAAUUUUCCACUCCUUGGCAGCCCCCAUCUUUUAUGAUUCAUAGGGGCUUAUGCUGGAGUGUAAUGAUUAUCGCACUCUAGGUGCCAUAAAUCAAUAACGGUGUGUUCCAUUAAGGCAAGCCAUCUGAUUUCUUCGGUGUGCUCUUGAGUGUGAUGCGGCUCACCACUUUAUCGGGGCUAACAGCUCAACGCCCACACCCACAGACGGAAAAAGGAAAUGAUAUGGAUAAACCAUCACGAAGGACGUAAACCUCACCACAAGAACUGAAAGGCUGGGAGGAGGAGUGGUUAUACGUGCAGAACAGAACAAAAUGAAGUUCGAGCGAAAUUCAGUGUAGUGGAUGAUAGAGAACAAUAAAUAUAACUCAAGAUGCCAUCCAAAACCGGGGAAAAGGAAAGUGCAUGGUUACCGAGAAAAAUGAGCUGUAUAGAUAUUAAAUUCAAUUACAGUAAGUGAAGUCGAAUACCAGUCAGGAAGUGCAGAAAGUGUGCCACAACGAUGACAGGCAAAUUCAAAAGAUGCCACGAAGAAAAGUUCCAUUCCUGCCACGUUGGCACGAUCGGAUGCUGCUGAAGCUGAGAAGGAACGACGAACGAUGUUCAAGUGAAAACUUUAUAUAAGGAAAUAUGUGCCAUCGGUGAUUGUGAUAAAUUCAACUUCAAGCGGAAAAUGUAGAAGAGGUAAAAUAUUUUGUGAUGACAUCGUCGUACUGCUUGCAUCAUCAAUGUAACAAUGUCGCCUUCGCGACUAUUGUCUUUCUGCUCACGACGAUGAUAGAUAUGAGAGAACAAACCAUGUUAACCGAACAUCCUACAACAACAGAAUACGUACCAUAUUCUAAACAAAUCACUUCCAGUAGCAAAUUGUCGACACCGUCGUCGUCGUCCUCCGAGAAGAUAUUGCUAAAUGUGACAACGACAGACACGGUGACAAUCCCGGAACAGCACCAGGAAAAGUCCUCUACACCUCAACAGCAACACGAGGCAGCGGCACUAUUGCAGUCCACACCUACGACGGGUUUACCGAGUACUACUGCAGAACUAUCGAAAGCCACUGGUGCUGUGGUGCCAACAUCGAUGGAUCAAUACAAAACCAACUAUAGCAUAAAGUUCACAACUUUUCGACCAUUACUAGUACCUACUUUACCAGAUAUUCGACAUAGGAUUAUUCAUUCGAUGCCUUAUCAGUCCAAGCAUCAUCACGAGCGACAUUGGGGUCCAUUUUUCGAAGAGCCACUCAACGUGACCUCCGGAGCACUGCAAGUGGGCUACCAUUUGUCAACGGAAGCAAUCCUCAACUGUAGGGUAGGAAUGCUUAAGGAUAAAACGGUGAUGUGGAUCCGAAGGACGACCGAUAAGGUAUCGCUCCUGACGGUAGGCAACAAUACGUACAGUGGCGAUCCAAGGAUAAGAGUCAAGUUUCAAUAUCCGAAUAAUUGGCGCCUACAUAUCAACCCAAUCAAGAAUGACGACGGUGGCUUGUACAUGUGUCAAGUGUCUACACAUCCGCCCAGAGUUUUCGCCACCAAUCUCACAGUUCUAGAACCAGCAGUUCGGAUUGUGGACGAGAUGGGAUACGAGUUCUAUGAUCGGUACUAUAAAUUAGGUAGCACAAUCGAUAUAUCAUGUCAGGUGUCGUUAUCGUAUUUGGCAACCCUGCCAACAAAAACUCCACCAGCAGCGCCGGCCAACACUUUUCAGCUGAUGGCGCCAAUCGCUGGGGAUGCGAAAACGACCAGCACUAAGCUUUCGAACGAGGGAGCGACAACUAGCAAUAACAAUAAAGAUAAGACCCGGCAAUCGUUGCCACAGAACGUCGUGUGGAAAAAAGAUGGCGUCGCGUUACCGAAAGAUAUCAAACUCAGCUCAAGCCUUUCGAAACAAUGGUUCAACAGCAGGCUGUCCAUAAUACAGGCGGAACGAGUUCACAGCGGUCUCUACACUUGCACCGUAGCCGAGAAGCAGACGACAUCCGCACAGAUCCAAGUGCUGAACGGUGAGACUCCAGCUGCUGUUCAACAUAACGGUUCACACGCAGAAAGGGCCAUUUCGGCACUUGUCUUCUAUUGUGUCCUUUGCUGGAUUCAACUGCACAUAUCCUAUACGUAAUGUUGCCGGCAGAACCCGCAUCCAGUCCAGCGACAAUAUAUCAAUCACUUUGAAAAAGGCGCAACCAUCAAGAUUAAUUAUUCCGCUGGCAGCAAGUCACUCCGAUUCGCUGAUUUCUGGUCGACGUCCGCCAUUAACCGGCAGAAGCAGAAGCCCUGUGCAGAUGGUCACAAUCAGCGAAAUUUUCGACUAGCAUCCGAUUAGGAAGGACUGCCCGUGAGAAUAAAGAAGCGCCUCCGGUGGAGAUAAAGCGAAGAGAAUGGAACCCAAAAGUCAUGAUUUAUGUAUCAUUUUUCAUCUCUUGUACAACUUGACCGAUCUCAUCCCGUAAAAGCGCUCGUUUAAUCGACCGUUUCAGUCGAAUUGUUCAGUUAUUGAAUUAUGUCAGCGAUUCACAACGGCUUUGAAUAUGAGUUUUAAAUGAGUUUGAUUUUUUUUGUCAAAAUACUGAAACUAUGUAACAUAUUUGCAGCCUUGAUUUUUUAAAAACACUUUGCUAGUGAUUUCAACUAAAAUAUUCAUGAGAAUGUAUCAAUUAGUUGCAUACUAUUUUUCACAUAUGAGUGUAUAUCAAGUGUCCACAGCACGUGUAAUCAACCAUCACCGAUUUCAACCUAAUUUUGGUUAAAUGUGCAAUAACUUGAAGCAAGUGAAAAGCCACAUCCUUAUGCCAAUUGGCCACCUCUAAAUUUGUAAAUUUGUCAAAAGUCCAUGAUUUUGCUUACAUUCUUCAAUUUAUAUGUUCAAAAUUAUUAAACAUACAGAAAAAUUAACUUCGACAUUUUUGAAGGAAAUCGUUUAAGAUCAAUUUUUCGUCUUAUAAUAUUUAAAUACUUCUGUGAAAAAUUAUUAUCUCUUUGAUUAUGAAUUGAAUUGAAAUGAAAUUCCAUUCUCGAUCGACCGCUGAUUGAUUGAGAAACGCUAAGCCCCACUCUCCUUAUCAAGACCUAAAUCUAUUCCUUCCUUCCCAUCGCAGCUCCUUAACGAUAAAUGUAAAUUCGGAGCCGAAGACGACUAUUCACAAUCGCACAUUACGGCGAGUAAAACCAAUCAAAAAGGAAUACAAAAUCAAAAUGUACAUUAUUUUCUAGGGAUUGAAUUUUAACGAAUUGUUAAACGUUUAUUAAGGAUUAUGUAAAUACACGUACAGUACACCGUUGAACAAGAUGUUCCGAGUCAGCAAAGCUACCUAUAACGAAUGGAAAGUCAUCUAGUGGAUUUGAACAAAAAAAGAUUGAACAUCAGCAGUUUCUUCGGAGCGAGAACUUGAAAUGUAACCAGCAGACAUACAACACAAACAAUGUUAGAAGUAAAUAUAUCUUCAAAGUAAUUACUACCAACUCACUAUAUAUAUACAGAUCACCUCGACACCCAAAAGAAACACUUUGACGAAAACCAACUGUAUCUACUAAAAUGAAUGUAUUACUUAUGUUCAAAUAAAACAGAAACAGAAUGAAAAAUUGUACCACUAAACUGAAAAAUGGAAACAACACAGCAAAAUAUACGAAAAGAGAACUGAGACAUCUCAAACGACGUAUAUAAAGAAGCGUAAAA